Molecule: messenger RNA, 1131 nt
Organism: Seminavis robusta
Lineage: Eukaryota; Bacillariophyta; Bacillariophyceae; Naviculales; Naviculaceae
Source: the annotation of a GenBank genome assembly
CAGGUGCAUACCGGUGGGUAUCCGUCGAACUUGUUGAUACCAGGAUACCCUCACAAAAUUGUUUACCAUUACCACGGAGCAACCCAAGCAAACCAAGCAAGCUACAAAAGAUCCAAUCAAUCGAAUCAUCAUGAGCGCAGACGGAUUUGCUUCCUUCAUUCCAGAUGAUUUGCCUGGCUUUAACAGCCUCAAUGGCAGUGGUUUCUUUGACCAUACAAAUUGGAUGGACUUGACAGACUCCAAUUCUGAGGACGACUUUGGUGGCGACGUCUUUUCAGUGGUACGAUCACCAUCGUCCAAGGGUGCCACAAAACAACCCCAUCAUGAGGGAGUGAUCGUUUUCGAGGAAGAGGAGGAGGAAGACGAGGAAGAUGGUGGUAUGUUGAGCCAAUUCGUGGCGGCAGCAAAGGAGGAAGACAAGGCACCAAAGCCAUCCAGACGACGAAGCAACGGAGACAAGCCAUGUCGUGGAGGAGCCGACCGAAGAAAGACAACUGAUGGAAAGAAGAAGAUGAGAAGGAACAAGUCAGUCGAGGAUUGCACCGACGUCGUCAAGCCUCGUCCGCAAACCUCACGAAGAGCUCGAAGCACCGAGGGACCUCUUCCGAAAGAUGGUCGCCGUGGUGGCAAGCCUUCGAACCGAAGACGAUCAGAAAACUUUCAGAAGAAAGGAUUGGACUUGGGGGCUAAGCUCGACCGCUUGGGAGUCAAGUCGGAAGCUGCCCCAGAAACCUCUCGUCGACGAUUGGGACGACAACACAGAACCUCGUCCAACCCCAGUUUGGUAGAUGAGGAUGCUUCGGUCGGCAGCCGGCAAAGUGUCGGAAGUCGACAGAGUGUGGGAAGUCGUCGAUCGGAUCGCCGUCGCAGAGCCACUCAGAGCCACGACCUCUUGGCACGAACCCUGCAGCAGCUGGCCCCCGCGGGAGGACUGUACCAAAAGGGAAUGGACGACUCUUCCAACAGAGAAGAGGCGUGGAAGUCUCGACGACGACGCUCGGAGCAACUGAGAUCUACGACACUGCCUGCUGUGGCGGCAUAAACUCUGACAGGGAGCACACAGCUCUGAUAGGCACUUGGAUUGAUUGAAUCAUUCCCAAGGCUUGUAAUGAUAGCUAUAUUUAAAAGAAU